Molecule: messenger RNA, 480 nt
Organism: Hipposideros armiger (great roundleaf bat)
Lineage: Eukaryota; Metazoa; Chordata; Mammalia; Chiroptera; Hipposideridae
Product: prefoldin subunit 4-like
Exons: 2
Coding region: 1-432 (143 amino acids)
Biological process (GO): protein folding
Cellular component (GO): prefoldin complex; cytoplasm
Source: RefSeq, a predicted model, not a curated record
AUGGCAGCCACCAUGGAGAAGGCGGCUGCAGGAGAUGUCAGCGUUACUUUUGAAGAUCAACAAAAGAUAAACAAGGGCCGGCCGAGUGGCUCAACAAACAAAUCUGCGCAGAAUUCAAGUAGAAUCACAGAGCUAAAGGAAGAAAUAGAUGAAAAAAUGAAACAACUCCAAAAUUUGGAAGAUGCUUGUGAGGACAUCAUGCUGGCAGAUGGCAACUGCUUAAUGAUACCUUAUCAAAUUGGUGAUGUUUUCAUUAGCCAUUCUCAAGAAGAAACACAAGACAUGUUAGAAGAAGCAAAGAAAACUUUGCAAGAAGAAAUUGACGCCUUAGAAUCCAGAGUGGAAUCAAUUCAGCGGGUGUUAGCAGAUUUGAAAGUUCAGUUAUAUGCAAAAUUUGGGAGCAACAUAAACCUUGCAGCUGAUGCAAGUUAAACAUUUUAUAAUACUUUUAAAAAUUUGUUUAAUAAACUUGAAUAUUGU